AUGACAACCCCCAACGCGCUGAGACUGGAAUUGGCGACUCCAGAGGAUAUCCCAGACAUGGUAGACCUCUGGUUUGAGGCGUUCAAAGACCCUGACAUGCAACGAUUGUGGCCUGGUACUCCGGGGGUACGGAAGUGGUGGCAUGAUGCCAACUAUAACGAUAUUAUCAACAAGCCAUUGGCACGCUAUGUCAAGGUGGUUGAUCCUGAUACAUUGGAUGCUCAAGGUCGGCCUCGUAUAGCGGCUUAUGCCAAAUGGGAUACAGCCAUGCCUGAAGAGCGGGGUCGUCGAUAUCCGCCUUGGCACGAGGAUAUGCCGAGUGAAGAGUGCCAGGCUUUUUUCAAGAGAGAAGAAGACGAGAGAAAGAGAGUUAUGGGCGACUAUAAGCAUUACUACCUCGACACACUUGCCACACAUCCCGAUUACCAACGACGAGGGGCUGGAUCCAUGCUCAUGAAAUGGGGAUGUGAUCUUGCAGACAAGAAUGGAGUUGGAGCAUAUGUGGAUGCGAGUAAAGCUGGCGCGCCAUUGUAUGAGAGGUUCGGUUUUGUCGAUGAGAAUCGGAGAUCGGAGCUCGGCGUCCAGAGUGAGAUAGAAGUCGCUGAGCCACGUGAAAUGACAUUUGGCUUAUUCAGCAAGACAGUGUGGUGCCUUCGACCUGCUGAUGCCGACGCCACGCAACGAAACAAUGUGCUUCGCGUUGUGACCAUCUCGAUUGCUUGCCCUUUGCCCAGCACAUCUAGUCAUGGCGGUAAGGCCAGCGCCGACCAGAAAGGCGAUGACGCCCUCGCCGGGCGAGAAGAACGAGGCGUCCGGAGCCACCGCUUCCCCCCUAAUCCUACCAGCAACAGAAGAAUCAAGUUCCAGGGGCUGUACAUCUGUGUAUUCAAUGAAGAAACGCAGCAUCAGAAAACACUCGAGGAAAACGUUGGCGAAUAUCAGGACUUUGAAGUCCCCAAGGGCUACACGACCUACGUGAGAGGCGCUGACGUCGUCUGCUGGCUUAUCUAG
This is a messenger RNA of Fusarium vanettenii 77-13-4, 1011 nucleotides long. RefSeq lists its product as uncharacterized. Bases 1 to 1011 code for a protein of 336 amino acids. Gene Ontology annotation, molecular function: acyltransferase activity, transferring groups other than amino-acyl groups. The transcript has 5 exons. The record is from RefSeq and is a predicted model, not a curated record. NCBI's taxonomy places the organism in Eukaryota, Fungi, Ascomycota, Sordariomycetes, Hypocreales, Nectriaceae.